Penicillium angulare is the source of this 3498-nucleotide messenger RNA. RefSeq names its product putative 1-phosphatidylinositol-4,5-bisphosphate phosphodiesterase Plc1. Gene Ontology annotation, biological process: lipid metabolic process; phosphatidylinositol-mediated signaling. The transcript has a single exon. Gene Ontology annotation, molecular function: calcium ion binding; phosphatidylinositol-4,5-bisphosphate phospholipase C activity. The coding region runs from base 1 to 3498 and encodes 1165 amino acids. The record is from RefSeq and is a predicted model, not a curated record. Lineage: Eukaryota; Fungi; Ascomycota; Eurotiomycetes; Eurotiales; Aspergillaceae.
AUGGCAUAUACUACCGCGACCUCCCCACCGGCUCUGGACGCCGAAACACAAACUAGCUUGGCAUUGGCUACCUCUAUAUCCCGAUCUACCUCAUUACACCAUGUCCUCACCUCUCUACCUUCAGGGCAAACCACCUCUGCUGCCCCAUCCUUCACUUCAUCUCCUACAUCUACUCCCGCCUCCGCAUACCCAGGUCCCGGCACACCAAAUGGGUUCACUCCCGCCGGUACUCCUCUACAGCCGCCGAGCGAGGGACCUCGCGGCCAAAAUUUCGAAUAUCCUCUCCAAAUACCUGCUCCUCUGGAGCUUGGCGAGUCUAUAAUGGAGAUCCCCAAUCCUAACCUUUCCAAUUCUAACGAUUGGAUGGCCCCAAGCUCCAAGGGCCCUGGCUUGAUGCGCAGAAUAUCCCGUGGCGCGGCCAACAAACUCACACGAAGAAGACAAUCGGCAUCACAAAAUGACAAACGAGACCGAAGUUCCGGUCCUGUUAUUAUCCGCCGACGCAGUGACAGCAAGACUGGUCCCCAGCCUGUUCGCGACACAGCAUUGGACUCAAGCAACGAAGAUGACGCUAACGAAGCGAUGGAUGGUCUCGGCGCAUGGGCUGGGUCUGAACCAUCAAGCCUUCGUAGCGAAAGUCGAAUGGCAUCUGCUCGUGAUCUUACUGCGCAAACUGCUACUGCAGCUGCCACGCCAACAGCCGUCAUUGCACCCAAAGUUGAUUCUGCGCUACAACGUGGAACUAUCUUAGGGAAGGUCACCAAGAAGCGCCAUAAGCAGGUUCGGUUCUUUUUGGACUUGGACGCUGCUAAGGUCUUCUGGGACCUUUCAAAUCCCGCCAAGCGCUUUUAUAUUGACGAUAUCAAAGAAAUUCGCAUUGGUGCUGAUGCGCGCAAUUAUCGCGAAGAGCAUCAAAUUGCCGAUGAACUGGAGCCUCGAUGGUUCACCAUUGUCAUUGCGGAUUCGGAACGUUUCAAAGGCCGAGCAGUUAAGACUCUUCAUCUUAUUGCUCCCAAUGACCGCAUUCUUGAGUUAUGGACCACCACUCUGGAGCACAUUGCUCGCUAUCGAAUCGGUCUUAUGGCUGGAAUGGCGAGCUCGAGCCAAAGUGAAUCCGUCAUUCAGGCCCACUGGCAACGCGAGAUGUCACGGUUAUUCCCACAAGGAACACGACCUGGUGAGGAACAAAGCCUUGACCUUUCCGCUGUUGAAAGUGUCUGCCGCACCUUGCAUAUAAACUGCUCGAAGAACAUGGUUCGAGCGCAAUUCUCCAAAGCAGACGCUGGUCGCAAUGGGAAGCUGAAUUAUACUGAGUUUAAAGACUUCCUCUACCGUCUCAAAGAACGCAAAGAUGUGAAGGAAGUUUACAAGAGCCGUUCUGAAGAUUCAAAGACUGGUAUGACUCAGGAUGAGUUCCUCGGCUUCCUCCGUGAGGUUCAGAAGGAGGAUGUCGAUUCUGAUCGUGCCCAUUGGAUCGCGGUAUUUGACAAGUUUGUCCGCAGAUCCAGGUGUCGUGGCUCUGAUGGAUCGGAAACUAGUGGUCGCCCCGAGCCACGGAUGAACUUGAACACCUUUUCUUCUUAUUUAGCUUCUCCAAGCAACGGUGUCUACGCAUCACGUGCUCCUCAGUCACGAUUUGAUCGACCAUUGAACGAGUACUUCAUCUCCAGCUCCCACAAUACCUACCUGCUUGGUCGCCAAGUUGCUGGAGCUUCCAGUACUGAGGCCUAUAUUAGCGCUCUCCAACAAGGUUGCCGAUGCGUGGAGAUUGACUGCUGGGAUGGUGCUGAUGGACGUCCAAUUGUCUCUCACGGUCGCACAAUGACCACAAGUGUCCUAUUUGCGGAUUGCAUUACGGUCAUCAACCGCUACGCCUUUAUCUCGUCUGAUUUCCCUCUCAUAUUAUCUUUGGAAGUUCACUGCAACCCAGAACAGCAGUUGGCUAUGGUCAAGAUCAUGAAGGAUACAUUCAAGGAACUACUUGUUCUGGAGCCUCUCAUGACCAACUACUUCAUUCUUCCAUCUCCCGAAGAACUCAAGGGACGUAUCUUGGUCAAAGUAAAGACUUGUGACGAGACUUCGAAUGAUCCACGUAUUAUCACCUCAUCCACUAUUGGUACCCACGGCCGCAAGCGUAGCUCCAGCUCCCCAUUCAUUCGCCCAACUCCUCCGCCUGAGUCUUUGAAUACCCCACUUCCAUCCCUGUCAAGCCCACCCACAAUGAUAGGUAGCGGCGUUGAUGGUAUUGGUCCUUUGAUUUCCCAGGACAGACGUUCUCUCACGGCAACAAGCAUGAGCAGUGCGACUGAAGAUAGUGACGGAGGCUUAGUCUCUGUUCACGGCGAGAAGAAAAAGAAGCGCCGACAGAAGAGCAAAAUCACAAAGCCGCUCUCAGAUCUUGGUGUCUACAGCCGAGGUUAUAAGUGGCACAGCUUCAGUUCCCCCGAGAGCAGAAAGUAUAACCACGUAUAUUCCUUCGCGGAACGAUCCUUUGAAAGCAUCUGCCAAACUCACGAUAACAAGGUCGCUCUUGAAGCUCACAACCGCAAAUAUCUCACACGAGUCUAUCCCUCCGGCUUCCGCCUUCGUUCGUCUAACUUCGACCCCAAUAAAUUCUGGCGUCGCGGUGUGCAAAUGGCGGCGUUGAACUGGCAGACCUACGACGUGGGAAUGCAAAUGAACCAAGCCAUGUUUGCAGCUGGUACCGAUCGCACUGGUUAUAUCCUCAAGCCCGAGUGUCUCCGACUUCCCGCUUCAGAUAACGAAAACCAGCGACGCAAGACAGAAAGAAGACUUGUUCGAUUCUCCGUUGAUGUCAUUUCGGCGCAACAGCUUCCUCGACCUCGCACAAUCGGACCAGAGGACAACAUUAACCCCUACGUCGAACUAGAGAUCUUCAGCGCAGAUGACCGUGGCCAGAGCCUAGCCUUCGGUGAAGGUGGUAUGGAUGCCUCCGCCCGCAGCGGCAUGUCAGGCAUUGGAUACCCGCAUCGCCGUCGCACAAAGAUCGAGCAAAGCAACGGAUACAGCCCUGUAUUCAACGAUCGAUUCAAGCUAUCUCUUGAAACCAAGUACCCUGAUCUGGUAUUCGUGCGCUGGACGGUUUGGAGCUCCUUAGAUGGCCGCAGUGCUGGCAACAAUAACAGCGUACAGUUGGCUACGUUUACUGCAAAGCUUACCAGCCUGUCUCAGGGAUACCGCUACCUGCCCUUAUACGAUGGCAAAGGCGAUCAAUACCUAUUCUCAACACUCUUCUGUCGCAUCUCUAAAGAAGAACCUAUCCCUGCCCAGCGGAUUAACCUGGAAGAACUCCGCGCCGUCCGUACGGGCAUUCUGCGCCAGAUUGGACAGACUGUCUUCAAGCGCUCGUCAUCUACAGAUCGUGAGAAGGACUCGGCACAAGAACGAAGUGAGCCUGUGAGCCCCGAAGAAAGGGAGAGCUCACCGAAUCUUACUCCGACUGUCUCUACUACCUCAACCUCAUCUUUUGUCCCUUGA